This is a messenger RNA of Teleopsis dalmanni, 894 nucleotides long. RefSeq names its product ubiquitin carboxyl-terminal hydrolase (gene Uch). The transcript has 5 exons. Gene Ontology annotation, molecular function: cysteine-type deubiquitinase activity. The record is from RefSeq and is a predicted model, not a curated record. Gene Ontology annotation, cellular component: cytoplasm. Gene Ontology annotation, biological process: ubiquitin-dependent protein catabolic process; protein deubiquitination. NCBI's taxonomy places the organism in Eukaryota, Metazoa, Arthropoda, Insecta, Diptera, Diopsidae. The coding region runs from base 142 to 828 and encodes 228 amino acids.
UUCCGAUUACUAUUUAGUAAUUGUAUAUUGACCGUAACACUAACAAUUUUGUGCUAUUAAGCCGGUAGAAUAGUUCGGUCCUAUUAGAAUCGCAUAAAUACUUGAAUUAACAUUGGAAAUAAGUUUAAAAAAAGUUUAAGUAUGGCUACACUUUGGAUACCUUUGGAAUCUAAUCCUGAUGUUUUGACUAAGUACAUUCAUGAACUUGGUGUUUCUGAUGAGUGGUGCUUGACUGAUGUCAUGGGCUUAGAGCCGGACAUGUUGGAAUGGGUGCCAAAGCCGGUAAAAGCAAUGAUAUUGCUUUUUCCUUGCUCUGAAGCUUAUGAGCAACAUCGUCGUGAGGAAAAUGAACGAUUACUUUCGUCUCCGGAAACUCAUCCUGAUGAUUUGUUUUAUAUGCGUCAAUGUACCCCCAAUGCUUGCGGAACUGUCGCUCUGAUUCAUAGUAUCGCUAAUGCUAAAGGCAUUCAACUUAAGGAUGGCAUACUUAAGAACUUUUUGGAAAAUGUUUCUGAUAUGACUCCAGAAAAACGUGGUGAAGCUUUAGAAAACGAUAAAAAAUUUUCUGAAGGUCAUCAAAGUUUGGCACAAGAAGGCCAAACUCCAGCCGACCCGAAUACUAAAGUAUUUCAUCACUUUGUCGCUAUCGUUAACAAGGGGGAUGUACUCUAUGAAUUAGAUGGACGCAAACAGUUUCCUGUAAAGCAUGGGGAUACAAGUGAAGAAACGUUCGUGGCAGACGCAGCUAAAGUUUGUAAAGAAUUUAUGAAGCGUGAUCCAUCUGAGCUUCGUUUCACUGUGUUAGCACUGGCUGCCGCACAAGAUUAAAAUUUAAAAAAAUUAAAUAUUAAAAUAAUUAUACUAUAAAAAUACAUAAAAAAAAAUAUAUAAAAC